AUGAGAUUCUUUCCCGUUCUCGCUGCCGCGCUCGCUGUCGCUCCUGGGGUUUUCGCUGUCGAACAGAAGAAGUCUGCCAUAGUCUGGUUCGAGGACGAGUCCACACCCGAUUCCAUCGUCGAAGAGUGUAAAGACGCCCUCAAGAAGGCUGGUGGAAAGAUCACGCAUGUCUAUUCAAUCAUCAAGGGCUUCUCCGUUAUCGCUCCUGAAAAGGCGCUCGAGAUCGUGCAGGUCAAUCACGAGGAGCAUCAAAUCCGUGUCGAGAAGGACGAAGUUGUGACGACGGACUAG
Molecule: messenger RNA, 291 nt
Organism: Fusarium coffeatum
Lineage: Eukaryota; Fungi; Ascomycota; Sordariomycetes; Hypocreales; Nectriaceae
Exons: 2
Coding region: 1-291 (96 amino acids)
Biological process (GO): vacuole fusion, non-autophagic
Molecular function (GO): endopeptidase inhibitor activity
Source: RefSeq, a predicted model, not a curated record